Bradysia coprophila is the source of this 1344-nucleotide messenger RNA. RefSeq names its product blastula protease 10-like. The record is from RefSeq and is a predicted model, not a curated record. Gene Ontology annotation, molecular function: zinc ion binding; metalloendopeptidase activity. Gene Ontology annotation, biological process: proteolysis. Lineage: Eukaryota; Metazoa; Arthropoda; Insecta; Diptera; Sciaridae.
ACCGAUUUUAGUAAUAGCUCGUUUGUGAUCAGAGACAGUUUACAAUAUUGUAAUUACACCGUUCGAACAUGAGUAAGCUCGUAAUUCUUUUAGCCAUAAUUGGUCUAGCCUUGGGCAGUCCAAUUAGCAAGAGUAAACAUGUGGAAAAUACACCGGAGAACCUUGCCCUCAUCAACAGCGGAAAUUACAAUGAAAAUAUUGAACUGUUAAGUGGUCAAUAUCAAGGCGAUAUGGUGCUAUCGGAGCAGCAGCAACGUGUACUGAAAAGUAUGGAACGUACUGGUCUAAUCGAUGUGAACAUGAGAUGGCCGAAUAACGUUGUCCCGUACGUAUUGAGUGAUGUGUUCAGCGAUGAACAAAAAAGUUACAUCGAAGCUGGAUUGGCAGAACUAGCCAGAGUUAGUUGUCUAACAUUCACGCCACGCACCGAUGAAGAGAACUACGUUCGAGUCAAUGGACAAGAUGGUGGCUGUUGGUCGGAAGUUGGAUUUUUAAACUCCGGCGAACAAGAAGUGAAUUUGGCUUUAGCCGAACCAGGCGUCGGAUGCUUCAGAAUCGGUACGAUCAUUCACGAAUUUUUGCAUACUCUGGGCUUCUAUCACAUGCAAUCUGCGACCGAGAGAGACGACUACGUUAAAAUUGCUUGGGAAAACAUUUUACCCGGUCUGGAACACAAUUUCGAUUCAUAUCCAGCGGAUAUGAUCAGUAACUUCGGUGUGGACUAUGAUGUGUUGAGCGUAAUGCACUAUCCAGCUUAUGGGUUCACGAGAAACGGUUACGCUACAAUCAUACCACAUGAUAUCACGUUGAUUCGAACGAUGGGACAACGUACGGGAAUGAGUGACAAAGAUGUUAGCAGAUUGAAUUCAAUGUAUCAAUGUAAUUAAGUCGGGGAAAUAAAGAGAAUCAUUCAACUUUCACAUCACAAUGGGAUCUUUAAAAUAGCAAACGAAAUAAUUAUGCUGUUCAUCCGUACACAUUUCAUACAAAUCGGAGCUGCAUGCACUUUUUACGUAUACAAAUUUUCCGGUUGGUUUAGCUCCAACAAAAUUAAUAAGAAACUUUACCCAUAUCAUCAUUACCAUAAGUAAGCAUUACAAACGAACAGAAAUGAACGACUGGAUAGAAAGAUCGAUGUGUUAAUUCAAACGAGAAAGACGAAGACGAAGAAAAUGAUUAGAAAAUUACAUGAUGGGCAUGAUGGGUGUUGUAUAGAAGAGAGCCAACGAUUUUAUUGAACUGCAAAAAUCAUACCGUAUGGCUAUUACGUUUUGAUACACAUUAAUCGACGUAAUUAAGUUAUUAGUGAAAGUUAUCAUAAAUAAUAUGCUUCGCCUGUACAAA